Molecule: messenger RNA, 534 nt
Organism: Oikopleura dioica
Lineage: Eukaryota; Metazoa; Chordata; Appendicularia; Copelata; Oikopleuridae
Source: the annotation of a GenBank genome assembly
AUGGAUACCUGGACUGCUGAAGAAAACGCUGUUGAAGUUUCCGCCGCCCCAGAGCAGGCACCAGAGGAAGCUCCAAAGCAGAAAUCAAUCAAUGCCAGCGAACUGAGCAUUCCCCAACUUCAGCAGCUUGGAAAGCGAGUUCAUGCCGAGUCUCAACAACUCAACGCCGCUGUCGGCUCCCUCAAAUCCGCAGGCACAAACUACGUUGGUUCCAAAAUGGCCGUCAGCGACUGGAAAGCGGCGAAAGAAAGGAACGACCUUGACAUUUUCGUCCCCUACACGAAUCUGCUCUUUGUUCGAGGAAAGAUUGAUGUUGAAGCUCCUAUGCUUGUCGAGCUCGGAGCUGGAGUUCUCAUGGAGAAAAAUGAUGAACAGACAAUCGAGUUCUUCGAAAAACGACUUCAAAUGGUCUCUGGCUCACUGAACAAAGUCGGCAACCAGCUUCAGCAAAAGCAGUUCGCGAAAAUGGCGAUCGGCAAAGAAAUCGAGCAGAAGAUGAAAAACAUGCAGCUUUACAACAAAAUCUACGAGUAA